Molecule: messenger RNA, 2504 nt
Organism: Eurytemora carolleeae
Lineage: Eukaryota; Metazoa; Arthropoda; Copepoda; Calanoida; Temoridae
Product: phospholipase DDHD1
Exons: 19
Cellular component (GO): cytoplasm
Molecular function (GO): glycerophospholipase activity; metal ion binding
Source: RefSeq, a predicted model, not a curated record
GACGGAUGAGUAUCUGGAUGAGGAUAAAGAGUUCUAUAUUGUUGUACGAGGUGGAAUAUACAGGGUGGAUCUAAACCAGUGGAAAUGUAACUCUAUAUACUGGCCUAGUACAGGAUUAGAGAUAAUGAGAGGGACCUGGUUCCAUGACCAAUCUUGGCAACCAGUUGAUUGUGAACAUGCUGAUAGGAUAGAAGCCGAACACAUAAAGAAGUUUAUGGGUCACAAAAUGGCUGAUUAUGUUUGGGAUGUGAGGACAUCAACUAGACGAGAAGUUCAGGUUCAUCAUGUUAUGCAGUUUCCAGGGGAAUACAGGGUGGAAUGGAUGUCUCCCGAAGAAACCUAUAUGCACCUAGAGUCAACAGGAUCGAAAAUCUAUAGAGGUCUAGUUGAGUCUGUAGGAAUAAAGAAGUCUGCAGGUUACCGCAUUUUCAGGGGGUACAAGGAACCGUGUAAUGCCGCUGAACGUUUACCUGAUGUAUCGCAUAUCGUCUUUGUUGUUCAUGGAGUGGGCGGUAUUAUGGACGAAUCAACAAUCGGCAGAAAUGCUACAAUGCUCAGGGAAAACAUAUCACAUAUUCUAAACAAAUGUUACCCAAAAUAUCAGGAACAAUCUGGUCAGAGGGUUGAACUCUUCCCAGUAGAAUGGAGAAAUAAUCUCAGAUUGGAUAUGGGACUUGUAGAUGCCAUUACCCCACAAAGAAUAAUGGGGCUAAGAAGUUUACUCAAUUCUACAGCAAUGGACAUAAUGUAUUAUACUAGCCCGUUAUUUAGAAUGGAAAUUUGGAGUGCGUUGCAGCGCGAACUGAACAGACUAUAUGAAAUGUUUGUUGCCCGUCAUCCUAAUUUUGAAUCGAAUGGAGGGAAAGUCUCAAUUGUCUCACACUCUCUUGGCUGUGUUAUUACUUAUGAUAUUUUAUCAGGUUGGACUCAAGAUGUUGAGCAUGCCUGGUAUUCUGUCCAGGUUGGGUCUCCGGCUCAGGGAGGAAUUCCAGGUCGUCCCAGGGGUUGGAAACCAACUGAAUAUCCAACUGGAGCUGAAUCUGGUCUUUUAUUUAGAAUAGAGAAUUUCUUUUGCCUGGGAUCUCCCCUGCCUGUAUUUCUAAGUCUACGGUGGCGGGAUCCAACUAAUACUGACUUUCAUCAACAUAUCUUACCAAGAGAUUUAGUAAAAUAUUUAUACAACAUCUACCAUCCCUGUGAUCCUGUGGCUUAUAGGAUAGAACCAAUAUUUAUGAAGAUAUAUUCCAAUAUAGAACCUCUACACAUCUACCCUUACUCACAGGUUGACAAGAUACCGUACUGUCAGCUCCCUCUUCAUCCUGUUAAACGGGAUCCACCCCAACAAGAAGGUCAAACUGUUCUACCUGUCAAUAUCGCCAACGGGUCCAUCAACUUCGACAUGCGUCAAAUGGCAAGCGGAGUAACCUCCGGUCUCAACAAUCAGUCCAACCCCCAACCCGAGAAUCCUCAGCACAGUUGGUGGAAUAUUGUUAGAGACGCCGCCGCUGCCGUCACUCCUUCUGGUCAAGCGCCGUCAGGCUUCGGUGAACAUAUGAACGGUCACGGCCCUACCAACGGCCAAGCCUUGAACUAUGACAUGAAGCUACCGGAUGGGAAACGGUUAGCGUAUAGAAUGGAUUAUGUUGUGAAGGAAUCCGGCAAUUCCUAUAUUGCCGCGGUGACGUCACAUACCGCCUACUGGUGUAACAAGGAUAUUGCCUUCCUUAUCCUUACUAAACUAUUCCCAGAACUGGAGUAUAUUCCUAUUCCUCCAAAUCUUCCUCCGUAAUCGGAUAAUUAAUUCAGAUACUUUGCAAAAAGUCGUCUUAUAUAUUUCCAUAUUUUUUUUUAAUGCCACAAAUUUCAGCUACAGAUAACAUAGAUAGGAUAUCAGAGGUUGUUGGAGCAGUAGCUCUAGUAUAUUUUAGAAAAAGGUAGUUGAACUACUAGUAAUUAGAUGAACUCCAAUUUUUUGGGCCAUCAGGGUUAACUUAAACUUUCAGGAGAUCAGGUUCAAUAAUACAUGUUCAGCUACAUAUCGCUAUUUAUUAGAAUGUUAGAAAGGUUAAAAAGAGUUUAAAUAUUUCAGUAAGUUGUAUUGCUUAUUGCUUAUUGCAGCUGUAAAUUUACUCUUUUCUUGGCUACAUUGAUACAUUUGUACCCCUUCUGGCAUUUAGAAACUUAUGUUAUAAUUCACGUGACUUUCAGUUUAAAGAGAGGCAUAUCCGAUUAACAACUAGGAAGAUGUCGUCGUUUUUCUAGCUGAAAAGUGUUUAAUUCUUACAGUUACUCCAUUGUUUCAAAAUUAGCAAUGCGCAAGUCACUUUAAGAAAAAACACAACUGAAAAUGAUCAAGUUUUAAAAAAGAAAAUGAAGUAUAUCUCAUAUAUUCAGACAACUAGAAAUGAAUCGGCACUAUUUAAAUCAAGGGUUGAUAGAAAUUAUGUCUACAGUCACAGAAGUAUCAGGAAAAGUGUCAUCCUUUCAAUUUUUAAUCUUGGAUA